AAAGAUGAUGUGGCUCAGAAUAUUACGAUAUUAUUCCAUGUUAAUAACUCUCGCACAGAGUCAAUCGAAUGAAAGUAUUCCUGAUCGAAGUUAUACAACAUCCAUGAGUGGUAAAUUAGAGUUGCUCAAACUCAACGUUGAACUCAUCGAGAACCUCAACAAUUAUGUGAAUCAAAUGCAGCAGAAGAUUGACAAACUAAGCAGACUGAGUCAGCAGCUGGCAAAUCCACUGAAAUUAGCCAUGGGACGUGAGAAAGAAUUCCUCUCGAAUCCCUUCAACAUUUUUUCACUCAUCCGACACAUGUCCAACGAUUGGACACAGCUGGAAAGCGUCAUGCAACAACCUGUUGUCCAAGCACAAAUGGAUUAUAUGAGGGAAAGACGCGCGCAGUUGCCGCAGUUUGAGGAUCUGGAGGAGGCAGCGGCAGCCAUGCAUCGCAUACAGGUAACCUUUAGACUAGAUCCAAUGGAAAUGGCCAAUGGUUGGCUGGACGGCACACAAUACGAUGCAAGGCUUUCGUAUCUCGACUGCUUUGAGCUUGGCAAACACUCUUUUCGUAUGGAUGAUAUGGGGAAUGCAACUAAUUGGUUAUUAACGGCACGUCAGUUAAUGGCUAAGGAAUCCCCUUCUGAUUUGUAUGAAAUACUGAAUGUAACAAGCAGUGAUAUAGCCUGGUAUUUAGCCAACUCACUGGCAGCAGCGGGCAACCUGAAUGAGGCACGAGAUGUUUUAUUAAAUGAACCCAAACUAAAUUCUCGCACUGAAGAGUUGCUUGCCGAAUUUAUGAAAUAUGAGAAACCAGAAUAUCCGCACGACCCAGAAAUGCAAGAAGCAGAUGAAAAGUACACCCGACUCUGUGGCGCCUCUCAUAAACCAAAACCAAGUCGACUAAUUUGUAACUACAAAAUGGAUUCGUCACCAUUUUUGCGACUGGCACCGUUAAAAAUGGAAAUGUUGUCCAUGGAUCCAUAUGUGGUUGUCUUUCACGAGGCGAUCUACGACUCGGAAAUUGACGAACUGAGGCGAUUAUGUGAAUCGAGGCUAAGCCGCACAGAAAUCGCGAAACAGGGUAAAAAUAAAUCAAUACGCUCCUCAAGCGGUGUUUGGAUAUUUGAAUUGGAUCUCAACAGGCAGCAAUUGGAGUUGCUAGAGCGGAUUAGGAGGCGAGUCGCUGAUAUGUCCGGAUUGCUCAUCGAUUUUAACAGCCAAGAAGUGCAGUAUAUGGAGUAUGUUUUUGGGGGGCAUUACUAUCCACAUUGGGAUUUUAAGGGCAUACCCCAUCUAGAGGAUCGCAUAGCCACAGUUCUAUUCUAUCUCAAUGAUGUGGCCAGAGGUGGCGCCACAAUCUUUCCCGAUCUGGAGCUGUUGGUGCAGCCGGAGCGGGGCAAGGUGCUCCACUGGCACAACAUGGACCUAGGCACCUACGACUUAGAGAAGAGAUCCUUGCAUGGUGCUUGCCCAGUUAUUAUGGGUAAAAAGGAAGUUAUAUCGCAUUGGAUACGCGAUUGGGAUCAAAUGUUUAUAAGGCCGUGCAUUGCAUGAACCGUAUUGUUCAUAAGACCUAAAGAUCUUUAAUUAAAGUUCAGCGCAAAUCUCUAGAACAUAAAACUUAAUUUAAAUAUAAAAACCCAAACCAUAUUUUAACCUGAAAUAAAUAUCCACAAUCUCAAA
This is a messenger RNA of Drosophila grimshawi, 1672 nucleotides long. RefSeq names its product prolyl 4-hydroxylase subunit alpha-2. NCBI's taxonomy places the organism in Eukaryota, Metazoa, Arthropoda, Insecta, Diptera, Drosophilidae. Gene Ontology annotation, molecular function: iron ion binding; protein binding; L-ascorbic acid binding. The record is from RefSeq and is a predicted model, not a curated record. Gene Ontology annotation, biological process: peptidyl-proline hydroxylation to 4-hydroxy-L-proline. Bases 5 to 1543 code for a protein of 512 amino acids. Gene Ontology annotation, cellular component: endoplasmic reticulum. The transcript has 7 exons.